Chironomus riparius is the source of this 1132-nucleotide messenger RNA. The record is from the annotation of a GenBank genome assembly. Lineage: Eukaryota; Metazoa; Arthropoda; Insecta; Diptera; Chironomidae.
UGGAUUUUAGGUAGUGUUUGACGUGCUUUGUGUCGAAACAAAAACAGAGAAUAUUUUUUCGAUCCUUACUGACUUUAUUGCUGUCAAAAAUGAGAAAAUUGUUAGUAUUAGUCAUCUUUAAUAGUUUGGUUGCAUCAUCCGUCUCUCUCAAAUGUUACAAUUGUAUGAGCAGCGAUGGAGGAAAUUGUGAAGACACAGCCCAAAUGCAAGUAAAAGAGUGUGAAAUAUCAGCAAGUGCCAGUAGUUCCCUUCACGCACAACCUGUGUGUUUGAAAGUCGUAAAAGACAUCAGGGGCUUCGACCAUAUCACGAAAUCAUGCACAUUCAGUGGAAGUUUGUUAGAUCCAUGCAAGCAACAUUUAUCAGCACAACAUUGCUCGACUUGUGAUACAAAUUUGUGUAAUAAAUCUUCCAACUUUUUCAUCAAUUCCUUCUUCAUAUUUAUAGCUGUACUAAGCAAUUGUCUUCAUGUUUUUCAUAGAAUUUUUUGAAUGUUGUAGGAAAUUCACUUGAGCAUGAAAAAUCAUUUGUUAUUAAUUUUGAUUUUGGGGGAAUAUUUAUAGCAAAUUACUUAUUCAUCGAUUUAUUGUUAUAAUAAGCGUACGCAUACGUGGAUGAAUGGGCGUAAAGUAAUUAUUUUUAAAAGGAACGACCUAAAUUAUAGAGACUUUUUAAUGACCAAAAUUGACUUGGGAAGAAAGUUCAUAAGCUAAUGAGUUUAAUGAUUAUUCCUCCAUCAAAUUAAAAUCAAUAUCAAGGGAAGUUUUCAAAACUGAAAGUUUCAAAUUAAUUUUUAAGGAAGCUCUCUAAAGCUCGGUUUUAAAUGAACUGUUUUCAAAAAGAAAUUUUAUUGUUUAAGAACUUCGUUGUUGUGGUCUUUUACGACUUUAUACUAUUUCCCCAAAUAUCCUUCUAAAGUUAAGCAUAAAAGCAAGUAUUUAAGCUUCAAAAAAGUAUAUUCUAGCUAGGAAUAUAACAAACUAAUGACUAGUCAAUAAUCAUUUACAUUACAGUUCAGUGUUGCAUUCUGGCUAUUUUUUACCUAUGGGGUCGUUCACUUAUUACGUUACGCAAAAAAACGACUUCCCCCCCUCCCCCCUUGUUACAAUAUGUUACAACUCACAACCCCCCC